Molecule: messenger RNA, 591 nt
Organism: Oikopleura dioica
Lineage: Eukaryota; Metazoa; Chordata; Appendicularia; Copelata; Oikopleuridae
Source: the annotation of a GenBank genome assembly
AUGCUGGGAUUCAUAUCAGACUGGUUCCAGGGUGUCUGGGAGUCGGACACCUUCUCAGACGUCCGGCGGAUGAACAAACGUCAAGUUUAUUACCAGUUUCUUAACUUUGCGAUGAUUGUGUCCUCCGCUCUUAUGGUCUGGAAAGGUCUUUUCGUCUUAUCUGGAACAGAGUCGCCUAUUGUCGUUGUUUUGUCUGGCUCGAUGGAACCUGCCUUUUAUCGAGGCGACUUACUUUUUCUGUAUCACGACCGAAAGGAACCAAUUGAUGCCGGCGAGAUUGUUGUCUUCAAAAUAGAGGGUAGAGAUAUUCCGAUUGUGCACAGAGUCCUGAAACGUCACGAAAACACAGAAACUGGCGAAGUCAAGCUUCUUACCAAGGGCGACAACAACAGUGUUGAUGAUCGAGCUCUCUACAAUCGAGGCCAAAUGUGGAUCCGGCCGAAGGACGUCGUCGGACGAGCAAAAGCGAUGGCUCCGUAUGUCGGAAUGGUCACUAUUAUAAUGAAUGACUAUCCGAAGAUCAAGUGGGCCGUUUUAGCCAUAUUAACUGCGCUCACUCUUCUUAAUAGAGAAGCGCAAUCCUACCUUUAA